AUGGCGUCGGUUAACACAGUGAGAGAUAAUGAGAAUGAAAAGAAAUGUCAAGAAUAUCAAUGCUUAGGACUAGACACGAGUCAGCAACCUUGGGACUACAAUAUUUUCAAACUCCAGUUAAUGGCACUCUUCAUAGAUGACGAGGAGAUAGCGAUAAAUGAGAACAUUGAAAUGACCAAGUCUCCCACUCGGAUGCUGCUGACAAAUAACACCUUCCAAGAUGUCAUGACCAAAAGAGAAAUAGCACACUGCUCUUCUUUCAGAAAAUCACCUUCAAAGGAAAUCCAAAAGUGCCAACAUUUGCCUGGCGUGGUCAACUUGGCAAACUGGAGACAUUGUGCCAGAUCGAUCAAAUCAGAACCAGUAGAGAGUCUUCAAGGCAUUACUAUCUCCUCCAUAGCCUCGGGGGGUUGGCACUGUGUCGCUUUGAGCACGAGUGGUGACGCAUACACGUGGGGCUGGAAUGAAAGCGGCCAGUUGGGCUUCCCAGCCAAGGCAGAUCAGGAGGCAUCGAUUUUGGGAACAUUUAGCCACAGAUGCCGAUGUCCCGAACCAGUUCAUAUGACAGACACAAUACACAGUGACAGCAAGGUGGAAGAAAUUAGGACCAAUGAAUGGAGUGGCAAUGAUCAUAAAGCAUCUCUCGAAGGAACAGGAGAUUGCAGAACUGAUCCGAGAAUCAACAAGGGCCGGGCAAAGGAUGUUGUGAAUGUACAGACCUCCCCCAGGCUGUUGGACUUCUGGAAUGAAGAUAUGGCAAUCAUAGAUGUCAAAAGUGGAGAUAGGCACACAUUAUAUCAGCUUGAGGAUGGGAGUGUAUGGUCCACUGGCAUGAACAAGUACGGCCAGCUUGGUUUGGGCGACACAGCCGAGAGGAAUGAACCUUGCCUGGUACCCGUCACAGGCGUCAGAACAGUGUUUGCUGGGGGAUGGAUGUCAGUGUUUAUGGCAACAGACACUAGUGGGAGAUGACAUGUGGUUUGCUGUUGCUGUGAUGCACUCUAACGUGGCACAUCUGUGUGUAUAUAUAUUAAUUUAAUGAAUUACAAUCUAAUCAUCAUCGCUAUUCAUCUUUCUCAUCAUAUAUUUCAUCUUAUCUAUUUGUAUCUGCAGUACAGUUAUCAUGAUCACUUGGUACAGCGACAUUUUCCCUGAUAAUGUUAAUCACAAUUUCAAUUCUGAUGCAUCUUGCAACGUUUUGAAGGAACUAUCAGGUAUUAUUAGUAUGUAUGAUAAUUAGGAAAUUAUAAGGUAAGACUUGUACUGGUUCUUGGUCGUUUUAUGUUAAUGAAUCAGUAACUGACAAGAACAAUAGCAUCUUCUGAAUGUGGAGAUAACCACUCUUGCUUCAAGACAUCACUUGCGUUCUCAUUACCAGCAUCUUGUUGGUUUUAAAUUAACAGAUAUUAAAUAAAUACUUAGGAAGUGUGCCUGUACCCCUGUAGAAGAAUGUGUUCUUGGUCGGAGCGAAUUUGUGAGAAUCUAUAGUGGAAAAUCAGCAUUUGCAACAGCGUUGGAGGAAUGCAGGGUGGCCGAACGCAGGGCAGUUGGCAUAUCUUGGGCGGGACAGAAGAUCGAAAUAUCAACAGCUAACAAAAUUAUAAGAAAAAUUCUCAGAGCCUAAUAGUACUUUUGCUACGAGUAUUCAUGUUAAUAAUGGUAGCAACAAUAACAUCAAAACAACAACAAUAAUAAGACAGACACCCCUUCCAAUUAAAAGAUUUAAAGAUUUCAAAGUAACUGUAAGGUGGCAUCUAAUGCUCUUCGGGAUGAAGAUUUGCGCCGAUGAGAAGAGAUUCCGUGAACUGUAAUUGAUUUGUAUUGGUAAGGCAAUUCGAAAAUGGGUAAUGGUGGUAAUAAUUAAUAAUGACUAUCGUUGUUAUUGCUAUGA
Molecule: messenger RNA, 1891 nt
Organism: Penaeus vannamei (Pacific white shrimp)
Lineage: Eukaryota; Metazoa; Arthropoda; Malacostraca; Decapoda; Penaeidae
Source: RefSeq, a predicted model, not a curated record